UGGGGCUAAAUGCGAUCGAUUGCUGCUAAAUUUAUGACGCUUCAAAAAUUGAAUGCGAAAGGUUUGAAUACCCCCCCCCCCCCCCCCCCCCCCUAUCGAUAUUUUGAUUCCAGGGUUCAGAUACAUUUCAUUUAUUCAUGUAAUACAUGAUGUAUUAAACUUCAACGACGUGUUCAUUUCCACGUUCCUGUUCUAUAAAUAAACCUGACCCGACUAUAUAAAUAAAGCGUGCAUCUGAUCAAUAUGUUGAAAGUCUGAAGAGUUACGAUGCUGACUGAUGGACACAGAGAAGACCUCAAGGUCAAAGGGUUCACGGUGGUUAACGGCGUGCUGACCGAUCCCGAAUGUGACCGUUAUAUUGCCGAGUACAAAAAGUGGUUAAAACAGUUCAAAGAUGGUGAGUGGCCUAGAAGUAAAAUGUCUCUCAUCAACCAAUACAAUACCGGAAAUUUCGAAACAACUUGGAAAAUUCGAAUGAAAGCGAAACGAAUUUUUGCUCAGCUAUGGAAGACAGACAAACUAUUGAGCAGUGUGGACGCCAUUGCUAUAGGGCGUCCGCCAGAGGAUGGGGAGGAGGAAUUUGAGUCGUCAGGACAACACUGGUUGCACACGGACCAAUCAGCAAGAAGAAAAGGACUCCACGCUUACCAAGGAGGCGUGUAUCUAGAAACAACAGACGAAGAUGAUUGGACCUUUCAUUUGAUGGAAGGGUCUCAUAAAUACCUUGAUGAGUUUUACAAAUUUAACAAAAAGCAAGCAUUCAAAAGUGCAAUUAAUGAAUACUAUCACUUACGAGAUGAAGAUUAUGAGUGGUUCACAGCCAAGGGUUGCAAAACAAUUCGACUUCCGGUUCCUAAAGGUGGAAUGGUUUUAUGGGACUCAAGACUAAUUCACGCCAACGCCAAACCUUUGCGAAACCGACAGAAUCCCGGUAGAUGGCGCUUUACGGUCUUCAUUUGUAUGACACCCGCAAUAUGGGCAACAAAAGAAGACUAUGAGAAAAGGAGAAUGGCGUAUGAGUGUGCAUGUAUGACAUCACACUGGCCUACCAAAGGAGUUCGUUUUUAUGUCUCAAAAUCACCGCCAUCGUUUUCAGAUCAUCCGAUUGAAUAUCCUACAAAACUGCCUCAAAAUUCCAAAACAGAGGACGCAAAACUUCUCUGGGGAUACAAGCGAUACAACUUCGAUGACGGACAACCAAACGGACCGGAUUACACCCCGCAGACCGAGAAGAUGUACGAUUUUGACAUCAGUGAAGAUGUUCCUCUUACCCAAGAACUUAAAUAUUCAAUACCAUCCUUAGGCUUAAAGCACGUCAUUUACGCGACUGGAAUAUCCAUCGUUUUAUUGCUGGUCCUGAAAUAUGUCGAACAAAGAAUUCUUUAAGUAAUUUUAGGAUUUUAUACAUCUCCUUUAUGCAGUGUUAAAUUCAGAACGACUCAUCAUUACAGUAAAACACGCUUGUCGUGGAGUGCUGGGGAACAAACAAUUUUGAAUCCUUAUAAAAGUAAUUCUUUAUAUCCAAUGAGUUCAUCAUAUAUUCAUUAUAUCUUUUAAAACCAAAGGGAUUGAAACUCACUUCGCUGUAAGCGUGAAUUCAUUAUAAACGUUUUCGCUGUGGUCAUGUUGUUCUGUAUCUUCCUUUAGAAUGAUGUGCUUUAAUCCUAAGAAUGAUACCGAGGAUGCAAGUUCUAAAGACAUGAGCUGUUACUGUAUUGAUAUAAUGUAAUGAUUGAUUUGUGUUGCUUCAGAUUUGUUGAAACCACCAAUAUUUCUUUAGUAAGAAAAUCAAAAGUAGAUGCGAAGUGCAGAAACGCCAUGUUUAACAUAAUGUAGCUCAAUAGCAAGUACUGAGGCCCUUUGGGUUUUUUUUUUUAUAGUUCCGCUUUGAUGGGAAAAUUUCAAUAUACAUCUUGUCAUUAUAAAAUCGUCUAAAUUUAACACCUUGUUGUAUAAGGUGACAUUUUUUUCUCUCCAUAUAUCGGCCUAGCAGCAUAACAUACCGACACAAGGCGGAUAUACGAUCCUAUAAGUAUGUUGUAGUGUUACAUAAGUAUGUCUAUUUGUCAGAUUAUUACGUCUACUCAUUGGGCAUGUUUAUGUUUAAAAAAAACAAAACAACCCCACAAACAAACACCCCAUUGAAAAAAACAAAAGUACCCACCCACCCCCGAAACAAAAACUAGUCUAAAUUUUCAUUUAACAAAAUUCUUGCAAGUGGACUUGUCGACUAUCUGACAAAUGUUGCAGAUGUAUGCCACCUUAGAAUUGUACAUACAGAAUAUUAAAAGGUUUGAUAUGUUCAGUUUUAUUUGAUGGAAGCCUGUAACCAUUUGAUAAAUCUUCCGGGGUUUUUCUUCUUUUUCUUUAACAUUAUCUAAAGUCAUUCACGUGUAUCUUGAUUUCUUGCUAUGAUGAAAUACAUAAUGGUACUAAAAUCUAGCUUCUCUGUUGUAUCCUAUAAUACAGGACUGUGUAAUAAUAAAUAUCUAAGUUUCUAAUAUUUUUGCCUUGGAUAUCGUCACCAAUUUUAAUGCCAUUUCCUCAUCUUGAUAUUGGCCACAUUAUGUAAUUCUUUUCGUUUGUCCUGAAGAAGGGACGGGUCGUCCCGAAAAUUUGAUUUUGGAUCAGCUCUUUGGACGAAUAAGACAUGUCCUAAUUCGCUCCACUUUUAACAUUGAUUGGCAAGCCUAAAGACCAAAAACAUAUAGUCUGCGUUGUAAAUACGUUUGUAAAUUAGUGUAGUUGUAGUGCUAGAUGUAUUUAUAUGUAGUUUUAGUUAUUAUGCUCUGUUGAUAUUGGCCACAUUAUGUAAUUGUUUUCGUUUGUCCUGAGGAAGGGACGGGUCGUCCCGAAAAUUUGACAAUCUCGUUGUUCGUGUCAUUGGUCAUUUUAGUGCUUUGUAUAAUUUUUUGUAUUUGACCUUGUAUCCAUGUUGUGGAUCCGACACUCUGAGGUAUCGGGUAUUGUUGGAACUUUAGUGCUUAUAUAUAUAUACAUCCAAAUUGUGUUUUAAAAAAAUCACAGUGUCCGGUGUAAUCGUAUCCGCCUGAGAAUUAUAAAAUGAAAGCGCAUGCGUUAAAAUUUUAACUUUGUGUACUGUUUACUCUAUUUCUUUUAAGAGAGAGAGAGAGAGAGAGAGAGAGAGAGAGAGAGAGAGAGAGAGAGAGAGAGUUCACAAUUGUAUUUUGCAUUCUCAUUGAAAACAUAUCUGUAUUUUCGAGUACAAUUUAGAGACUACAUGUACAUCAUCUUCGCUAGCCAAGGGUGACGAUACACGGUGAAAGAGGAACGCCGUGUAUCGUCACGAUUGGCUAGCGAAGAUGAUGUACACUAUUAAUUUAAUUUGUUGGUAUUUCUAAUGUUUUAUCCAUGUUUGAACACAUCUGAUGAAAAGCUCAUCAAAUUAUUAGAAUUUUUGAUCAUGAAUGGACAAAGUUUACGGGCCUCCACGAGGCGGUCGGUAUGGAUUUAUACGCAAGUUUUAAGUAGCUGUGCUUUUCAACUGCGCUAUUUUAACACAUCGUUUGUGAAGUAGAAGUGUUUCUUAGGAAAGAAUUUGUUCAUGUAUUAAGAAAAACUUAUAAUUAAGAACAAAAAUAAAGAGAAAAAACGUUUCCUGCUAACUAUGGUAAUGCAAAAUCUGAACUGCGGAACAAAAGGCAAAAGAAAAAUUGUAUGUACCAUAAUUUUACGUACCUUUUAUAUUCUCAUGAGGAUUCAUUUUCAAUGUUUUGAAAUAAGGAAUGUACAAUGCAUUAUUAUUAUUGUCUAAAACAUGUUUACUUCGAAUUUUCAGAUGAAACAAAUGGUUUGAGGCCGUUCUUUUGA
This is a messenger RNA of Ostrea edulis (European flat oyster), 3831 nucleotides long. RefSeq lists its product as uncharacterized. The transcript has 2 exons. Bases 268 to 1386 code for a protein of 372 amino acids. NCBI's taxonomy places the organism in Eukaryota, Metazoa, Mollusca, Bivalvia, Ostreida, Ostreidae. The record is from RefSeq and is a predicted model, not a curated record.